AUGUCAGAGACCGAGAUCGAGAUGGGUGUGGACAAAAGCAAUAGUGACUCCCUGUCAGCUUUGGGUUCAGUCAAUAAGCGACAUGAGCCACCUGAGGCCAUCAAUGCCCUGAGCUGGAGUCUGGGAGUGAAAAUUUAUCAUACUGCGGUGCCUUGCUUCUUGUGCUUCUUGAUGUACGUCUUGAACCAUCCGAAAAGCAUAUCGUACACUCCUGCUGACCUAGUCACGAUCAAUCGAAGUACAUUUUCCUCAACCGUCACAGUUCCUGCCACCCCUGAUCUUAUGGCCGAGUUCAACAUCAGCUCUACCAGAGCCCUCCUCUCCGGAACCCUGUACAUGUUAGGGUUGACAUUUGGCCCUCUGAUCCUGGCGCCUCUAUCAGAGUUUAUUGGUCGUCGGUGGCUGUAUAUUGCCACCUCGUCAAGCAUAAUUGCCUUCGCAGGAGGUGCUGGAGCUGCACGAAAUUUUGCCACACAUUUGAUUUGCCGUUUCUUUUGCGGAUUCCUGGGAUCAGCUGGAGUUGCCAUCGGUGCUGGAACAAUUCUUGAUGUUUGGGGAAGAGGUGGACAACUGGCCAGGCUUCUCUUCAUCUGCGGCCCAUUCUUGGGCCCAUCUCUGGGUCCGUUGGUAGGGGCAUACGUUAUGCACGACCGCCAUGGAGAUUGGAGAUGGACUCAGUGGACAGUGGUCUUGAUUGGGGCACCCAUCUGGAUUUUGACCCUUUUCAUGAAGGAGACUGCUGACUUUCGGAUCCAACGCACCGCUAAGCACUCGGGCCGUUUUGGCAUGGUGCAGCUGGCCUUGUCAACACUCAAAGCGGCGGUUCUUCGGUCAGUAACUAUGCUUACCACUGAGGCUAUUGCACUCUCUGUGACCCUUUACACAGGGUAUGCAUAUGCAGUGGUCUUCAGCUUUUUCGCAAGUGCCCCUUAUGUCUAUUCCCUGGACUAUAAUUUCAACUCUCGACAAGUUGGCCUUUCCGUUAUCAGUGUCGUUAUUGGUUAUUGUCUGGCUGCAGUCAUGCAUAUCAUAAUCGAGGCGACACUUUAUGCUCGGGCUGUGCGGCAAGCACCAGAUGGCCAGGCGGCCCCAGAGCACCGACUGUACGCCGCUAUGGUUGGCAGCAUUUUUUUGCCCAUUGGCCUGUUCUGGUACGCAUGGGCGGCUCACCAAGGCGGCAACUGGGCAGUGGUCGUGGCCAGCGGCAUCCCUUUUGGUCUGGGGGCUUUUAUUGUCUUUCUGUCCUCGAUAUCGUACCUCGUUGCAUCGUACGGGGUUGGUACUUCCGCGUCCGCUGUCGCGGCAAACGGAUCUAUUCGAUACCUUUUCGGGGCAGUAUUCCCUUUAUUCACCACUCCGAUGUACGAGAAGCUGGGCAUCCAUUGGGCGGGAAGUGUCUUUGGGUUUCUGUCUUUGGCGCUCCUUCCGAUCCCUUGGAUCCUUUUCAAAUUCGGCUAUACGCUGCGGAAAAAGAGCCGCUUCAUACGAUCUGCCUAA
This is a messenger RNA of Fonsecaea erecta, 1497 nucleotides long. RefSeq lists its product as hypothetical. The coding region runs from base 1 to 1497 and encodes 498 amino acids. Gene Ontology annotation, cellular component: membrane. The record is from RefSeq and is a predicted model, not a curated record. NCBI's taxonomy places the organism in Eukaryota, Fungi, Ascomycota, Eurotiomycetes, Chaetothyriales, Herpotrichiellaceae. Gene Ontology annotation, biological process: spermine transport; spermidine transport; transmembrane transport. Gene Ontology annotation, molecular function: spermine transmembrane transporter activity; spermidine transmembrane transporter activity. The transcript has 4 exons.